AUGAAACCCAUCUCAAGAUCCUUCAAAACUGAAGCAUUCCACAAGUAUCUAAAGCCUGGAGCUUUAGCGCAAUUAAGAGACUCCAAAAUCAAUGCCAGAUCCAACAAACUCAACUCAGUCCGACUUGAAUCAGUCCCAACUCAGAUUCCAAGCCAAACCCAGAUCCAAAUUUCAGAUUUUGAUCAAAUCCCAAGGUUCCUCAAUAAAAUCUAUGGAGGUCCAUUUUGUCUCCAAAGGAAGAAGCUUUUGGCUUCCAAAUCUGUUUUGCCGGUCAAUUUGGGGACUUCUAGUCAAACUUUAGAAUCUAGGGAGAACAAUAAUAAUAAUAGGAAGAGUAGAAGUAAUAGAAAUGGUGAAAAUUUGUUGAUUAAUGUGUUAAAUUCUGAUGUUGUUGCUCAUUGA
Molecule: messenger RNA, 402 nt
Organism: Durio zibethinus
Lineage: Eukaryota; Viridiplantae; Streptophyta; Magnoliopsida; Malvales; Malvaceae
Source: RefSeq, a predicted model, not a curated record